CGUUUUUCCAUCCAAGAAUCUGUCAAUACAUGAGAUGGCAAUGUUUUCGGAAAAAGAAAUCUCUCAAUCCGAAACAAAAAAAAUUUCCAAGCAAAUGUAUUCUGUUUUCAGCUGUUUGUAAUUGAUGGACAACGUGGCUUUUUUUUGGAUUUUCUGAUGCAACAGUUUUGACUGGAACAAGUAUUUAUCACGUAAUUUUUGUAUAUUUAUUUAUUCUUAACAAGUCUGAUCAGAUAUGGCCGAUAAUCAACCCAGUGUUAAUGUUGUUGCUGGUGAUCAAUCAUCACAGACAACAUCUCAAUCAACCAAAGUGAAAUCCGAAAAAGAGUUAAAGAAAGAAGCAGCUAAACAAGCCAAAUUGGAAAAACUCAAAGCUAAACAAGAAAAGUUGAAAAACAAAACUGCGACCGAUCAGGAAACUAGCCGUAAAGAAAAAAAGAAAAAAGAAAAGACUGUGGUCACCUAUGAACGAUCCAUACCUAAAGGCCAGAAGAAGGAUGUUCAUUCUGAUCCAAUGCCUGAUGCCUAUUCACCUAAAUAUGUAGAAGCCAUAUGGUACGAUUGGUGGGUGAAAUCGGGAUUUUUCAAACCUGAAUACGGCCGUACUGAUAUUCUGGCAACCAACAAUCCUCGUGGUCGCUUCGUCAUGGUUAUACCUCCACCGAAUGUGACCGGCUACCUACAUCUUGGACAUGCUUUGACCAAUGCCAUCGAAGACUGUCUCACCCGUUGGCAUAGAAUGUCAGGCCGUACGACAUUGUGGAAUCCAGGUUGUGAUCAUGCUGGAAUCUCAACACAGAUUGUUGUUGAGAAGAAAUUAUGGCGUGAACGGAAACUCACCCGUCAUGAUCUUGGCCGUGAGAAAUUCGUGGAAGAAGUUUGGAAAUGGAAAAACGAAAAAGGUGAUCACAUUUACGAACAAUUAAAAUUUCUUGGCGUCUCGGUUGACUGGGAUAGGGCGGUGUUUACGAUGGAUCCUAAAAUGUGUCGUGCUGUAACAGAAGCCUUUGUUCGUCUCCACGAACGCAAACUAAUCUACCGAUCAAAACGAAUGGUAAACUGGUGUUGUACGUUACGUUCAGUCAUAUCGGACAUUGAAGUGAACCACUUAGAAUUGACCGGUCGUACGUUUUUAUCGGUGCCAAAUUACAAGAAUAAAGUCGAGUUCGGUGUAUUGCAUAACUUUGCCUAUCCCAUCGAUGAACCUGAUUCAGAUGGACCUAAAGAAGUAAUCGUAGCAACCACUCGUAUAGAGACUAUGUUGGGCGAUACGGCUGUCCUAGUUCAUCCGAACGAUGAUCGUUAUAAAUCUCUACAUGGAAAAUAUGUACGCCAUCCUUUCGUUGAUCGUAAACUUCCUAUCGUAUUAGAUGAAUACGUGGAUAUCGAUUUCGGUACUGGUGCUAUGAAAGUCACUCCAGCUCAUGAUUACAACGAUUACAUCAUCGGUGAACGUCAUCAAAUGCCUUUGGUUGUAAUGAUUACAGACGAAGGUCUUAUCGCACCUGGCUUUGGCCAAUUUUCCGGUAUGAAACGUUUCGAUUGCCGCAAGGUUAUCAUUGAUGAAUUGACCAAACUUGGUUUGUACCGGGGCUGGCAAGACAACAAAAUGGUUGUGCCACAAUGUGAUCGUUCCAAGGACAUAAUCGAACCAAUGGUCAAAUUCCAAUGGUAUAUUGACUGUCAGGACAUUGCUAAACGGGCAAUCGAUGUAGUUGCUACCAAUCAACUACGUCUAAUUCCUUCAAAUCAUGUCCAUUUCUGGAACAGAUGGAUGUCGAACAUUCAAGAUUGGUGCAUAUCACGCCAGAACUGGUGGGGCCAUCGUAUUCCAGUAUAUUUUGCCCAGGUGAAAGGCCAACCACUGGACGAUAGUGAUGUUGAAUCUCGACAACAAAAGCAUUGGUUUUCCGGUCGAAAUCCCGACGAAGCUCGUAGUAAGGCAGCUGCUGCCUUCAACGUAAACGAAUCUGAAAUUGAAUUACGGCAAGAUGACGACGUUCUCGACACCUGGUUCUCAUCAGCUUUAUUUCCAUUUGCCGUGUUUGGUUGGCCAGAACAAACCAAUGAUCUAAAAGCGUUCUAUCCAGGUCAAUUGCUCGAGACUGGUCAAGAUAUCCUGUUUUUCUGGGUGGCUCGUAUGGUCAUGAUGAGCUUGUUGCUUAACGACAAACUACCCUUCGAAACUGUAUACUUGCAUUCGAUCAUUCGAGAUGCACAUGGCCGUAAAAUGUCCAAAUCGUUGGGCAACGUAAUUGAUCCAUUAGACGUUAUAAAUGGUAUCACAUUAGAGCAAUUGCAUCAAACUGUACACAAUUCAAAUCUCAAUGAAUCAGAAGUCGCUCGAGCCAUAGCCGGACAGAAAGCUGACUUUCCUAACGGCAUUCCAGAAUGUGGUACCGAUGCUUUACGGUUUGGUCUGUUGGCUUAUACUACACAAGGGCGUGAUAUCAAUUUGGACAUCAAGCUUAUUGAAGCAUACCGAAAUUUCUGUAACAAACUUUGGAAUGCGAUCAAAUUCACAUUGCUCUAUCUGAAACAGGAUUUCAAACCCUUGCCAGUUAAACAUCCAUUGACCGGUAAUGAAUCAUUAAUGGACCGAUGGAUAUUAAGUUGUGUUACUCAGGCCACUCAAUCUAUCAAUAUUGCUUUUGAAGAAUAUCGUUUCGCCGAUCUAACACAGAUCCUGUAUGAUUUUUGGCUUUACAAGUUCUGCAACACCUAUCUAGAAUGCAUAAAACCGGUGUUCCAGGCUGAAGUGGAAAAUCCUCGUGCUGCCGAAGCUGCACGUCAAACGCUAUACACUGUAAUGGAUAUUGGUCUUCGAUUGUUGCACCCAUUGAUGCCAUUCAUCACCGAAGAGUUAUUUCAACGAUUGCCUCGUCGACCCGAUUUUGAUCCUAUAUCUUUAUGCAUUGCACCAUAUCCAACAACCGAACAAUUCGUGUGGUCACGUGAUAUUUCAUUAGAAGCCGACGUCGAAUUCAUGGAGAAAAUUGUUCAUAAUGUUCGUUCGUUACGAUCGGAAUAUAAUCUGCUCAAACAGGCAAAAGUAGCCCUACAUAUACGUUUCGAUGCAAGCAGCAGUGAUCUUGAAAAACGAUUACUACCGUUGUUAAGCACUAUCGCGACGCUGAGUUAUUGCACACCUGUAGAAAUGUUGGAUUCGAAGGAAACUUGCACACCGGCUGGUUGUGCCAUCAUUCCAAUAUCUGACCAUUGUCAGGCUUACAUACAUCUUAAAGGUCUAGUCGAUACGAUCAAAGAAACGGAACGUCUACAAACAAAGACAGAAAAGCUGAACGGUCAAAUGGUCAAACUACAUAAAUCAAUGUCUAUACAAGAUUAUGAGACCAAGGUACCGGUUGAUGUUAAGCAAUCCCACGAAGAUCGUCUUAAACAAUUGACUGGUGAAAUUGCUAAGGUUACAUUGGCUCUUGAGACCUUAUCAUCGAUCGGAUCUGAUUGAUUUAGAUGCUAUAGUAUAGGGAAUAUUAUAAUUCAAUUGUUGUCAUCUGUGUAUUGAUUACUUUUAUAUCAAAUAUAUUCUAUAUGGUAUUAAAUUGGAAUUGAAUAAAAUCCAUUUUCAUCAUA
Messenger RNA from Dermatophagoides farinae (American house dust mite), 3594 nucleotides. It is a transcript of the gene ValRS, whose product is annotated as Valyl-tRNA synthetase. Gene Ontology annotation, biological process: valyl-tRNA aminoacylation. Gene Ontology annotation, molecular function: ATP binding; valine-tRNA ligase activity; aminoacyl-tRNA deacylase activity. The record is from RefSeq and is a predicted model, not a curated record. Lineage: Eukaryota; Metazoa; Arthropoda; Arachnida; Sarcoptiformes; Pyroglyphidae. Gene Ontology annotation, cellular component: cytosol.